AUGGCAUCAGACAGGAGGAGAAGCCCGAGAUCUAUCAGACCUGAUGUGACCGUAUUACCAGAACUGCCACCCAGGAUCGCAGCUAUCUUCCUGAUCUGCUUUGACGUCAAGGCUGGCUACACGGUAAAAUGGAAGCGAGCUAUACCAGAGGGUUUACACAAUGUCAGGGAAGAUCUUGUUUAUUUCGUCCAUCAGCAAUAUGCUGGCAUCAGCGCGUUUAUCAACCACCCCGCAGCAGAGUCCGAGCGGAACGCCUUGAUGAUAGCUGUUGGGGUUCUAGUACCGCUCAGCUACGGUAGGCUAGGAAAAGCCUGGAGACAUACUGCGAAACUAAAGGAAUUGGCAAGGAGUCUUGCAGAUGAUUCUGAUAAUACAGACCCCUUGUCUGCGUACUGGGAGACGCACCAAUUGUCCGAAGAUACUGUGUCUCCUCCAGAUUCCCCGUCAGGUUCAAUCGCAAGCCUAAAAACUCCUGUUCGUGACGUUUAUGCCAGACAUCGCGCGCUUAGCGAUGCCACAGCGCUUUUGACCUCGAAACAAUCGCUUGCGCCCUAUCAUCCGGCUCUCUCUCUUCCAGAGUUCUUAGAUACUUUUGGACCGCUAGUUUUCCAAUUGUAUCGAGCAGCUCUAUUACGCAAACGGAUUCUUUUAGUGGGUGAGGCGCCCGUGGAAGAAUCAUGUAACUUCGUCUAUGACUUGGCUCUUCUCUCGUCGCUUCCGCAAUCCCUACUCCCUCUUCUCCCAGCAACUGCUUCUGCAGCUCUAAGGCCUCGACCUCUAUUCAGUAUUGGCAUCCAUGACAUGCCCUACAUAGCAUCACUCUCAUAUCCUGCCGUCUCGGAUCCCGAUAGCUGCUGGAUUGCAUGUACUACUGACCGUGUGCUCAGUUUGAAACCCGAGCUUUAUGAUGUGCUCGUAAACCUACCCCCGGCUUACUCUAAACAUGCACCAGAUCAGAGCACCCACCAGCCACAAGAAAUCGCAUUAAUAACCUAUUUCCGCCGCCUAACCACACAAAUAUUCACAGUGGUUUCUGACGUCAUCGCGCGUCAGGAUGAAAACGCAGGAGUGACCGAAUCCGCAUUGGUUCCUGAGAGCAAUGGAUCCAGUAUCGACGCCGAUGGAGAUUCCGCGCUGGACACGGCGUUAUCUUCUACCGAACCCUUACUGCCUUCAUCGUCUUCCCGCAAUUUGUUAGACGAGGACGAUAUCAUCACCAUUACAUCUAGUGACAUGACGGAGAUGGGGCUGGAUACAUGGAGUGUAUCGGAUCGAGCAUUUGUGGAGGAACUUGUGCAUAUCUGGUGGGGUCGCAAGGCACAAGUUCACGGAGCGAGAAUUAACUGCUGUGGGAUAGCAUAUCAUGGGGUGCCAGCUUCUACGUACUUAAAUAAAAACUGUCGCCGUUUGUAA
Messenger RNA from Histoplasma mississippiense, 1413 nucleotides. RefSeq lists its product with no specific name. Gene Ontology annotation, cellular component: lipid droplet. The record is from RefSeq and is a predicted model, not a curated record. The coding region runs from base 1 to 1413 and encodes 470 amino acids. The transcript is spliced from 8 exons. NCBI's taxonomy places the organism in Eukaryota, Fungi, Ascomycota, Eurotiomycetes, Onygenales, Ajellomycetaceae.